Molecule: messenger RNA, 3346 nt
Organism: Microdochium trichocladiopsis
Lineage: Eukaryota; Fungi; Ascomycota; Sordariomycetes; Xylariales; Microdochiaceae
Exons: 8
Coding region: 1-2895 (964 amino acids)
Source: RefSeq, a predicted model, not a curated record
AUGGUUCACACAUUUCCAGUCCUCUAUCCCAGUCAGCGGAUGUUCAUAUCCCUCUGCGUGAUCUUUGCGGUCCUGCCUGUCGUGGCCGUCGUCCUCAGAGUCAUCGCGAGGCGGAUGUCGAACAGGAAGCUCGACCUCAGCGACAAGAUCAUGAUCGGCGCAUGCGUCCUUCUGGUCAUUUACCAAGGCGUCAACAUAUCAGCGGUACUUGUUGGUGGUUUAGGAAUCCCAGGAGAACAGAUUGAGAAUGAAUUUGGCAUCAGACCAAGUCAAGAGAUGUUCAUCAAGCAUCUUUUGGCAAUGCAAGUCAUGUGGACGACAGACAUCACCAUUGUCAAGAUUUCCAUCCUAACCUUGUAUCUUCGCAUCUUCACCAUGCGCGCAUUCAUCAUCGCCGCCAAGGUUACUAUGGCCUUGUGCGUCACUUGGAUGAUAAUCAUGGGUGCUGGCUCCAUUUUCAUCUGCCGACCAUUCGCCUUAUACUGGGAUCCCACCCUCCCGGGAGAAUGUGGCAACCUGCUUGCAUUCUGGAUUUUCACCGGCACUCUCAACAUUGUGACCGACCUGACUAUUCUUGUCUUGCCGAUGCCUUACUUGUACGGCUUGGAGAUCGCCUUGUACAGAAAGCUGGUUCUGAUCGCGACCUUUGGAAUUGGUUUCAUUGUCUGCAUUGUGAGCUCGAUCCGCCUCAAAGCACUCGUCGGGUACGAGCAGUCCGACUCAACAGGCACGACGAUCCCAACGGCACUACUCAGUGUAAUGGAGCCGGCUCUGGGUAUCAUCCUCGGCUGUGUGCCGCUGCUUCGGCCUCUGUUUGGUGGCAGAUACUCGGCUACAGGGACAGCCAAGCUCGGUCCUCGAUCGACAAGCGAACAUAAUAGCUCGGAGAAUUCGAAGGGCUCGAAAGUGUCCAAGCGGUCCUUCAACCAGCUCAAAGAUGACACUGGCUCUGAGACGCAGCUGCGGCCGGAGCAAGGUGACUACGAGGUCGGAGCUGGGAGGGCGACGCCUCACGCGGGCUCUGAGAGGACGGGCUCUUUCGAGCUGGGGCGCAUCUCGAUGAAGAAGACGUGGGCCGUGGACGAAGAGCUGGCGCUCGGCGAUGAAAGCCACGGGAGCGACGCCAGUGGAGCUGUGGACGUAGAGGAGACGGGCGUGAACGGGGACCACCGGGCAUCAGCGGGCACCAAGCAUGGCCGCUGUCCGCACUGUCAACCGCGGUUGGCUCUGGCCAACGUCGAGAUUCAUCCACGCCGGCAAUUUCGGAAUCGUGUCAGGGACGAUAGCGAUGGCGAUAGUGGCGCAGAAAGCGAGAGCGGCGAUGAUUUGAAAGAAGUCGACACACCCUCGCCUGCUUCACCGGCUUCACCUUCCUCGCCAGCUUCACUGCCCUCGCCAACCUCUCCGCCCUCGCCACAGACUCCGCCUCCUGCGGCAACCAGCAUCGCGCCUCCUCCUCCUCCUGCUCCAGCUGUGACUACAAGCACGCUGCCCGCGACGACUACUGUACAGCCUCCACCGCCGCCGCCACCACCAGCUGUCACAACAGCCAAUCCUGUCACAACAGCCAGUCCUGUCACAACAACCAGUCCUGCUACAAGCAUCAUCUCGCCUCCCGUCAUCAAUUUGCCUGUGACGACUAUUGCGCCGCCUGUGACAACCAUUGAGCCACCUGUGACGACUGUUGCGCCGCCGGCCCCUCCCCCGCCUCCAGUUGUGACAUCUCAGUCACAGCCCAAUCUGGUUAAGGAUCCGGCGAGGGAGACUAACGACAACAGCACCACUGAUGUACCGGCAACAACGGCAGCGCCGUCAAUCGCAACCACCGUGCCUCUGGCGUCACCCUUUACGACCCUGACGCCAAUAGCACCGCCCCGGACCACAGCGACAACUAGCCUCGAUACUACAUCUUCAGAUGAGCAGUCGACCACAACUACCGAGUCUCCAACCACAACCCAGCCGACUCUUACAUUAACCCAGGUGACGACGAGUCUCACUCUCUCGUCGAGUGGGCUCGGCAAUGGAGUGCCUGCAACUACUCUGUCGACUAGAGCCAGUCCUUCCGCAACGACACGAAGAGAAUCGAUCACCACGGGUCUCGGUUUCAUGCCUAUUGAGAGUGCUGCUCCUAUUAUCCUUCCGUCGAGUACGCCAGCUGGCCCUAGUGCGGACCACAACGACGCCUCGUUCGACACUGUGCCCUGGAGUAUUGGGGCUGGCGGAGUAGCAGCUCUCAGUAUCGUUAUUGCUCUGGCAUCUAUAGCUACCACUGCGUUUGUGUUCUACAAGUGUUGCUGGCCGCGGGUCAGCAAAGGGCGGCCGCCAUCAUCAGUGUUUGGUGCUUUCGUUCCAGGUCGCAAGUUCUGGGAGAAGCCCAGCUCGGCAGUCCGCGGCAACGGCCCUGCCGCGCCCGACAUGGCGCACGUCCGCCCAGGUGAUAAGAUCAUGGACCAGGUCAUGGCGGCCGCCUACGAGGCCGAGCAGGGCAACGCUGGAGUGUACGGAAGGUACGCCGAGCGCCGAGCUUCAUGGCACACCGACAACUCGUCCAUCCUGGAGGAGAAGCAACGUCAGUACGAGGCGGCGGUGGCGGCAAGCGCCAUUAACGGCACCGCCCCGCCUGAUCCACGCAAGAGCAAAGGCCUGCACUUGGGACAGAUGAUGAACGCCUUCCUCAAGGACCGCCACGACAAGCCAGGCGCCUCCCAGAUGGAAGAGAUGCCUCGGUCGCCAGCGGGUACCACGUCUGGACCUACCGCAUUCAUGCCAAAGGGCCACCAGAUUGAGUGGUCGUGGCGGGUCUCUGUCCGUCGCGCCUCCCAGAAUCUGCGCGGCGGCGAUGGGGGAGAUGGCUGGCUCGCCAAGGCCGCACGGCUAGGAGGAUUCAAGUCGUAGGCGGGAAGGACGAGAAGAGUGCAGGUGAAGGGUCUGGUGUCAUUGCUUGGUCACUGGGGUUUGCUGACUGGAGGGGAAGCGGGGCGGAGUUAAUAUGCCGUUGAUCGACUGUCGCAGGUAUCAUCGUUAUCACAGAGCGCAAAAUCAAGUGUAAACGCGUCAAGUUGGCUCUAAUCGCGGUCUCAGCCCUUUGUUCGUGUGCGAGACGUUGUGAAGGACAACUCAAAGUGAAGCCUACCAGUUGACGGGGUUGAACCCAUUGACGAAUCAUGUUGUUCGUCGUGCUGAAUAAAGAACAAGGCGAAGCCAGGCCUUUAAAGAGUGGGGCACCGCCUUGGUGCCUCAGCUGCUGAUGUAAAUCUUGGUAAUCUGUGGGGCAGUGAGCGCGGGUGCCACCCAGACAGCCCAAUCAAGAGCUGCUUGUCAAGCACUGACUGAUCACUUAGGGAUU